This is a messenger RNA of Trifolium pratense (red clover), 1512 nucleotides long. RefSeq lists its product as uncharacterized. The record is from RefSeq and is a predicted model, not a curated record. The transcript is spliced from 3 exons. NCBI's taxonomy places the organism in Eukaryota, Viridiplantae, Streptophyta, Magnoliopsida, Fabales, Fabaceae. The coding region runs from base 1 to 1512 and encodes 503 amino acids.
AUGGAGAGCGUGCAGCAGUUGAAUUCUCUCUCCCACUUUUGGUGCACGCUAACUUUGGGGAGUUAUUAUUUUCUUUUCAUAACCAACUCAUCAUCACGCAAACCUCUCAUCUUCUUCCCUUCUUCACGAAAACCAACUCAAUCCCUUACUCUCUUAGAAAUCGCUCAACUUCCACUCCUAUCAAACACAAAUUCCACUCCAUUACAAUCACUAUGUCAAACUCUGCAAAAUCAACUCCAAUCAGGACGAAGCUACUCGAUCUCAGUCUACAAUGGGUAUGGAUUCUCUCGUCGUCAACGCCAUUCCUAUUUCAGCAUACCACCUACAAGUCCUGCGAAAAAGGUGAAGAAAACCUCGAAGAAGGAGAAGACCUCGCAAGUAAGGCUUAACUCUUCAUCUCCCUCUGCUUCGAUUAAGAAAAAGAAGAGAAAAAAAUCGAAAUCUGAAUCGAAGAGGAGUUUCACAAUGUCUGAACUACAUGUAGAUCCACUUCCAUCGAGUGGUGUUGCUACUCCUGUCAUUAAUCCUGCAGAAGAAAAUGUUGACGCAUCUGGUAAGAAUUCUCUUAAUCAAGGCCUUGAUAUUCCAAAUUAUGUUGAAACCCUUGGUUUAAAGGACCCUGCUGUGUCUGAAAAAUUGGGGAAAAAUGUUCCUAAUCCCCCUACUACUGUUGAUGCUAAUAUUGGUGCUUCCACUGAGACCAAUAAUGUUGUUGCUACUGAGUCUCUCAAGAAAACAGGUCCUGAGCCUCAUGUUGCGUCAAGUGUUGUGACACCUGACGCUGAACCAAAUGUUGUGCCAGAUGUUACCACAUCUUUGGCACCAGAAAAUCUUGUGAAUUAUUUUGAGUCUGAUGAGAGUCCCCAACCUAAGUCUGCUGAUAAGGAGGAUUAUGAAAUCCCUUAUGUUGUAAUUGUAAAUGAAACAACUAUUAGUGAUAAGUCUGUUCCAACAAAUUCCGAGGCUAGUGUGGCUAGGAGGACUAGAAGCAGGGCUGGUAAAAGUGUAGAGAUUGUUAACACACCUGUCCAAACACCCAAACCAACUAGGGCUGCAAAAGGUACUGGUAAAAAGCCCCUAUAUGGACCUCCAAAACCUGUGAGUAAGGUGGUUCCUAGAACUGAGGAAAAGGGAAAAGCUAAGAAAUGGAAAGCUCCACCAACUAGUGACUCUGAGAGGUUGGCUCUAGAGAGGAAUCUGAAGGAAGACAUCCUCCAAUGCCAAAGUGUUGUUGAAGCUAUUGAAUAUGCAGCAAGUCCUGAAUAUAGGCAAGUUUUUGUUUGUGGGAAGUGUGUCAAAUUCUCACAAACUGUGAUUAAUCAAUAUUUGCAAAGGCAUACUGAAGAGGUGGCUAAUCUGAAGGUUACAGACAAUGAGGUCUGCAAGGUUAUCACAGGUGGCAAGGUGAAGGUCUGGCCUACUAAGGCUAUGUUGGCUGAAACCUCUCUCUCUCCUUUAUAUGCUAUUUUAAAUAGGGUUGCUGCACACAAUUGGGUGCCUACAACCCACUAA